AGACUGCACAUAUUGUGAUUGUAUAUACAUUUAAAUAAAUAAAGGAAACAAGAAAUGUGAGCAAUAAUAAGGAUAUAUAACAAAUAUUGAAUUUGUUGAAUGCCAACAUUAAGUUACAAAAGCUUCAUUGCUCACCCAUCGUAAUGGAACAUGGUAUAGCCUAAGCCUUGCAGUGGUUUGGCCGUCGCGGACUAAUUUUUCGCAUACCUCACUUGGAGAAGGGUCUAUUCUUUUGAUUCGAGGGAAGCAUCGUUGGACCAAGUGUGUUCAGAUACUUUUGUUCGAACAUUAUAUCGUGUUUUCUGUGCUUUAUCGGACUCCUCGAAAUCUAAUGGCUGUUUACGCACUUCACGUCAAAGGCUGACUCGAGCGUGUGCGAAUACAGUUUAGUGAGAACUGCGAUAAAACGAACGUCAACCGGAUUUGAAAGCCCCACUAAAACGAUGAGCAUGGUGAGAGACUGGUUGGCAACAAAAACUUUUCUCUUCGUAAAUGUAUGCGAGGAUGCUGUUUAGCUAAUGAAUGUAAUCGUUGCCACCCAGUUUAAAUCGGAAGUGAAGCUAUUUCCUUCAGGAAAAAGGUUGAAAAGUAGCAUUUUGCAUGUGGAGGACAGGAACUUGAAGGUGGAUUGUGUGACUCGGGGGGGAAAAACAUUUGUACACGUUCUACGCGUUGUGCUUCGUUUCACUCUAUCAGACUCAUUGGAACCACGGGUGAGAAAAUGCGUUUUUUGAGCUCAUUGUUAUGUUGUAAACUUGAAGAAACCCGAGAGAAUACGACUCUGCUUCGUUUGUGGUUUUUCUUUGCUGUUCUUGUUUCAAAUUCAGCCUGUCCUGACAAAUGCGUCUGUUUCACAUCCACGGUCAAAUGUUUGAACCAGGGCUUAUUCGCGGUUCCACAGCCAUUGCCAGCAAACACUAAAACCCUGUUCAUUACUGGGAACAACAUUUCCCAUCUCACAGCUGUGUCUUUCCCUGUGCCCCUUGAGCAGUUAACAGACUUGUAUCUCACAGGAAACCAGGUGGAGCUGGUGGACCACAAUGUAUUCAACAACUUGCCAAAUCUCAGGCUGCUAGACUUGAGUAACAACAGGAUUCUGCAUUUUAGUGCUCAAGCCUUCCCUGAUCACAACAAACUGCUGGACCUUAGCCUCAGCAGGGCUUUUUACAACCAUACUUCCAUGGAUGAGCUCUUCAGUCUGCUACGGAAUGGCGGAGCCCUUCAACUUACCCGCUUAGACCUGUCCAACAAUGACUUGGUGGUCCUCCCUGAUGACAUGUUCUCCCACCUCUCCAACCUCACCAUCCUCAACCUACAAAACAACUCCCUCAUUUUCAUCCAGAAUGGGACGCUGAGUGUUCCUCGGCUUCGUGAGUUAGACUUGAGGGACAAUGCCCUGAGGGAACUACCCAACACUACACUGAUGGACUUCAGCCUCAAGCCUGGGCUUCAGGUGCAUCUGGCAGGAAACCCUUGGCUCUGUGACUGCAAUAUCGAGGACCUUGUGUCCUGGCUGAAAAGCUCUGAGCAGGUCACAGACAAGCAGAAUAUGACCUGUUCUGACCCUGAGGUUCUGAGGCAGUUACCGUUGCUCCAGAUAAAAGAGUUGGAGUGUACCUUUUCAGGUGAAAUGAAAGGUGUGCUGGAGACCUCGUAUGUCUUUCUGGGCAUGGUGCUGGCCUUGAUUGGAGUGAUCUUUCUGUUGGUCCUCUACCUCAACAGGAAGGGGAUCAAGCGGUGGAUAUACAAUAUUCGGGACGCAUGCAGGGACCACAUGGAGGGCUACCAUUACAGUUCCAUGGAUUGAGAAUCAUGACUCAGACGGGGUUUGUGAGCGGGCUCUCUGUAAUAUAAAAUGUUCCCUCCCUUGAGCAAAAAAGGAUGGUACGUAAAACUCUAACAGACUUAUUUUGACUGGUAAUAACUAGGCUAUAUACACACACAUCUAUAUCCUUUCUGCUGGUUAUAUUUGAAUCACAUUUGUUUCCACUUUCCUCUCACUGUACAGUGUUGCUAUGCUUGUUUAGAUGUCUUUAUUCCUUUUUAAUAUAAUGUGAUUAUUAAAGCAUUUGCUAAUUUAUCUCACGAGUAUUGCACUUGUUAGGUGGACAUUAUCAAAAACAAUUCAUGAUGUACAGCUGAAUAAAAGGUAUUGCGUUGCUGUUUUCCUUUCUCGAUUGAGGUCCUUUAAACUCCAGAGACUGAGGAAUGUGGAGGUAUUUUGGGCAGCAGAGAUUCAGGGUCAUGAAAUGGAGAAGUGCACACUCAUUGUAGAUUCAAACACAUGCAGCAGACAGGUCAUCAUGCUACAGUCGGUACCAACCAUACCACAUAGGCAAUACUUUAUAUGUCACCUCUAUACAUUUAACAAGCUCUGUCAGCUCGUGCAUAUGAGACAUUACAGGUAGAAGCCAUUGUGUCCAAAUUUUACUCUUAAGGAGGUGGGGAAAAGAGUAACUGGGACUUUCGAAGGUGGUAGAAUGACUUUGAAGAUGAAUUGAUUUUGAAAUGCUUUCCAAUUAAAGGUAAUUCAUCUAGAAUCUAGAUGUGAAGGAAUGUUCCUGUCCAAUUUAAUCCCUGCAAGGAAUUGGUUAGAAAUCCCUGGCGCGAAAGCCAAAUAAUUGCAUAGCGCCGAACCCUCCAAAAUAAUAUUUUGACGUCUAGCCAAUGGUCAGUGAACAAGCUCUUUGGUUCAACUACACGAAGUACAGGAAUGGCACUCAUUCAAAGCAUUCCAGCGUUGUGAGUGCAAACAGCUGCAAAAGGGGGAAGUUAAGUGCUGUGUUUCCUGACAAAUGCUAUGGAAGGUACACAGUACCCAAGUUUCUUACCAGGAGGGCACUCUACAGGCAGUAUGGUAUGAUAAUUAGCUCAAACUCUGCUUUAAUCUGCACUGUUUUAGGGGUGUGGCAUUAAAGUAUCUCAUUUUCAAGUAUUGUUUCCUGCUAACUAAACACUGAUCUGUUUCUGGUGUCAGUAUGGAUGAGUAAAUGUCAAACGUGGAACAUUAUUUUACAGUGAAAGUGGUCAGGCAUAGUCGACAUAUAAUUUGGAUGGUAAAGUAACUGCACAAUUGGUGAAUGUGUGAGUAUUUUUUUUUUAUAUACCUGGCCAUUACCUCACCAUGCACAUAGAAGACCACGGGAGAGGAAGUAUGAGCUAACAAGCACAAAACAGAAACACAGUCUCUGUGCACAACUAACUACUACCUUUGCAUAGCCCUGAGCUACUGUACAUAUCCUCUUACCAUAACAAUACCAGACCUCCCUCAGUCACUAGUGAUAUGUGCUGUGAUAUGUGCUUUUCAGGCAAUGUGUUUGAACGUUAAAAAGUGGCCCUUGUGUAAACUGUUUUUGUAUUUCCCAGGUUUGUGAUCAUAGAGAUUUUGUGUCCAAAUUUUAUGCAGUGUGUGGGUGUUAACCAUGUUUCUUCAUACCUCACUUUCAAUACAAAGACAGUCUGUGUACAGGGUCCAAAAAGGAUAAUGCAUUAAAACCAUUACCCAGUAGAUACAUUUUAACCUAGGAUUGACUAUGGAGAUGAGUUUAAAAUAUAUAGGCCUAUCACGUAUUACGUCUGCAAUCAAUCUUCCCAAGGCAUUGUUUGCUUUUAAAUAAGCCAAUAAGGUAUCAGAAGUAGAGGCUAUCCAUUUCAGGAAUUCAGUGUUUUUGUCAUUCAUUUUAGUUCCUUUCCAGCCAACCACCAUUUCUAUUUAUUUUAUAUACACACUACUGUUCAAAAGUUUGGGGGUCACUUAGAAAUGUCCAUGUUUUUGAAAGAGAAGUAUUUUUUUUGGUCCAUUAAAAUAACAUCAAAUU
Messenger RNA from Oncorhynchus gorbuscha (pink salmon), 3818 nucleotides. Its product is annotated as trophoblast glycoprotein-like. Gene Ontology annotation, cellular component: plasma membrane. Gene Ontology annotation, biological process: negative regulation of canonical Wnt signaling pathway. The transcript has 2 exons. Bases 722 to 1807 code for a protein of 361 amino acids. Lineage: Eukaryota; Metazoa; Chordata; Actinopteri; Salmoniformes; Salmonidae. Gene Ontology annotation, molecular function: protein binding. The record is from RefSeq and is a predicted model, not a curated record.